Messenger RNA from Dichotomopilus funicola, 4848 nucleotides. RefSeq lists its product as uncharacterized. Bases 1 to 4848 code for a protein of 1615 amino acids. Gene Ontology annotation, biological process: mitochondrial tRNA threonylcarbamoyladenosine modification. The transcript is spliced from 4 exons. Gene Ontology annotation, cellular component: mitochondrion. The record is from RefSeq and is a predicted model, not a curated record. Lineage: Eukaryota; Fungi; Ascomycota; Sordariomycetes; Sordariales; Chaetomiaceae.
AUGAGCAACCCGCGGUCGCUUACCGCAGGCGCGGGCAACCACCUGUCUGCCGCAACCAAGGAUGAUUGGGAGGACUGGGAGGACGACGAGGUUUUGACGCCCAUGACGACGAUGGGCGGUUCGACGCCCCAGCCCCUCCCCGCUAAGUUCGAGGCGUCCUCAGGCGAAGAAACGCUUACGAUACCCGGGCGUAAGGUCUCUCAGCGGGCUCCCAGUUCCCUCGGGCGCCAGUCAAUGCGGGGGCUGCGAAGGCUGAAGUCUCGGAACAGGCAGAAGGCCCAGAAUGCGCAGGCGGGGAUCAAAGUCGUGACCGAUAUGUCCAAGUUUCAACAGCAGCAGAAGAACCAACAUAUUGCCCACCAACUGAGAUCGGCCACGGAUACCAGGACGGGCAAGUUUGUCGAUGUGGCGGCGUUGAAGGCGCUGGAAGGCGCUCCGUCGGACGACUCGAUAGGGACCUUUGCCUGGUUUCGGCGCAAGUCAACAAAGGGUAAGAGGGUCCAGAAGCUAGUGACCGAGGUCUCGCCGCAGGCCGACUUGUCGCCCGCCUCGCGGCCCAUCGUGAUCGGGUUCGCGAUGCCGUCAGACUCGGACGUGGUUAUCAGCCCGCAGACUGCGGUCGUUGAAACCCCGGUUGAGUUUCCCCGAUACUUCAAGCCAACCAAGGUCACCUCUCCCGACCAGCCGGUAUCUGCUUGGUCGCCCGACACGGAGGACGGCGCAUCGCCGCGGAUUGUGGACCGGGGGUUUGUGCCCGCGGUUCCUUCGAUUCCAAGUUAUUACAAGACAACCGAGUUCUCGCCAGUCCCGGAGAGCAGCCACAACGCCGGCUUUUCAACUACCAAGGAAAAGAAAGGCCGUCGGGACACCAUUGCCACGCCGGUGUAUGACGAUGACGAUGACAUGGCCACCCCAAUCACACUGUUUGAGGAAGAUGGCAGCCCAGCGGUCACACAAAGAAAGUCGCUGCGGAUCAAAGGCCGGCCACGGGCAGCCACAAACGGGAGCUCGCGAUCUCAAGGCUGGUGGGACCAUGUGACCUCUCCCUUUGGGCCACCUACACCACAAAGCCCCGCGGUCAGUCAUCAUACCAAGGUGGAGGAGAAUCAAAAGUGGUGGAAAGACGUGGAUAAGAAACAGUCGCCACUCACUUCUGCCGCUGCCACAAGCCCACUGAGCCCAGAAGCUGGGCCAUCGAACAAACUCCGAGCCGUGCCCACGAUCCAGCCGCAAACACCCACGAUCGUGAUCCAGGAUAUGUCCACCACUCAACCUUCAUCCUCGCGCGCACCCCCACCAGCGCCUCUCCACCCGGGGAUGACUCAACGAUCGGAGAAGCCUCGUGCGAUGGUCGUCGAGGAAGAGGAGGUCCGAGCCUCCAGCGAGAUGCCACCACCUUACUCCCCUCCUUCGAAUUCCAAAGCGCCCCCCAACGCUCGCUACCGCGCCGUUUUCCCGCCCGGCCACCCCCUCAACGCCGCGUUCCCACCAUCACCGGGCCCUGUCCCUCCCGGGCUCUCGCAUACCAUGACAUCUCAGGGGGCCAUCGGCCUCUCUGACGUUCCGCUCACGCCCGCAGAAACCCAACAGUCUCGCGCCAUCUUACCCGACCGGCCGCUGGGCUCAUUUAUUCCCGGGGACCAUUACAUCGAUGUUUCUGGGCGUGGCGUCCGGCAGAAGACGGAGCGUCAGCGGCGGAGACAUGAGAAGGAGGAUGUCGUUGCGUACAAAGCGGGCCGGAUGUGGCAUGGCCGGGGGUGCUUCCCCUGCUGCGGCAGCUGCUUCGGCCGGCCGGGCCGUGAAGGGAGGAAGCGGCGGCGGUGGUGCUUGGGCAUCUGCAUUACCAUUUUGAUCCUGACCGGCGUGGGUGUCGCCCUCGGGAUUAUCCUCACGCGCCAUACUGCGGUGGCGGUCGAAGAGAUCCCCUCGCGCUUCCUGAACCUCACCAACUUCCCGCCUAUGCCCACUGGCAUCUCGACAGUGAUCGGCCCAGAUUCCGACGCGACGACGGCGUGUGUGCAACCGCCCACGUUAUGGAGCUGCUCGCUUCCUAAAGAGCAGGCGGAGUCUGCCGCACCGUUCGGGGCCGACCAGCCCAGCUUCGUCCUCCAGAUCCAGUUCGACAACAACUCCCGGCAGCUUUGGAACGUGAAUGGCGACCGGCCCCGGCCGACCGACCCCGAAAACCGUGGAAACGGGGAACCCCUGACCAACCGUACAAAACAAGCAACGGCCACCGCAACGACGCACGCACGCGGAGAAGUUCCAGUCACAGGCUUCAUCUCCCUCGUUCGACGGCUCCUUCUUGGGCCGCGUGAGUCCAACCUAGGCUUCCGAUCUGAACCAGCCCCGCCUAGCUUCCAGGAAAUGUUCUUCCUCGGCAACACCACCGACGGCGUGGUCUCAGACGAUAAGGCCGGCGAGCCGACCCCCUUCUACAUCAGCAUUCUCCACUCCGUCAACGCCAGCAUCGGCCCCAACGUCCUCACCCGUCGGGCCACUAAGAACGACCACGGCAACGAACCCAUACAAACUAACCUGACCGCCAACCGAGGCGGUGUCAACGCCUCUGACAUCGCACCCCCUCCGGCCCUCAACUCCGACGGCACGGGUGCCCCCGCCGUCCUGCUCCCCUUCCCCACGCAGCAACCAGUGCGGCUGUACGACCGCGGCCUGCCGACGGAGCGGUACAGUUUCUAUACCUACUUCAACAAGACGAUGUACGUCAAGUCGGUGGACGUGCUGCUAGGCGACGGGAUGGACUCGUCGCCGGUGCCCGCGGACGAGAAUGGCGGUAGCCUCGAGACUGAGGCCAAGUUCUUGGUGACCUGGCUCUCGGUCCGGUACAAAGUUGAGAUCUGGACGCGGUGGGAGAAUACCACGCGGCUGGUGGGAACGACGAGCGACAGCAAUACCAACAACGGCAAUACCAACAGCAAAACCCCCGAUCAACAACCCGGCACAUUCCCCUACCCAAUCACCAUCACCCUCGACACACACGGCGGCGAGCGCGGGAAGAAGUUCGCAUUUGUGCGCGGCGUCGACGACCGCCAGCGCAUCAUCAUGAACGACGCCCGCUUCGUUCUCAACCGCAUGAACACCACGGGGGACCUGGUCAACUCGUCCGGGGAGGACUUUAACCCCUCGCUUGGGGGGAUGGAUGGUGGGACAGGUGGGUGCCAGUGCCAGUAUCGGAAUUGGGUGGGGGUUAGUCGGUCAUGUUGCCUCCAUUACCGGCAAGUGUCCAAAGCCAGCACGAAUCGUAGCACCAGGACCAAACCACUUUUCACGCUCGCCAUCGAGACGUCGUGUGAUGACACCUGCGUCGCUAUUCUGGAGAAGAGAGGGGACACCGCGAAACUUUUAUUCAAUGAGAAAAUCACAUCCGACAACCGGGAGUUUGGUGGGGUUGAGCCCAUCACCACCAUUAAGUCACAUGUGGCUAAUAUAGGACCUCUCGUGAACAAGGCAGUCUUAGCCUUGCCCGAAACCUCCUCCACUGCCUUUGGGAUACGGUAUGUCGACCCGGUCACCAAAUCCGUUUCCUACCGCCGCAAGCCCGACUUUGUCAGCGUCACCCGUGGCCCGGGCAUGUCAUCGCCCCUAUCGAUUGGCCUGUCCACCGCGAAAGGGUUAGCCGCGGCCUGGCAGGUACCGUUACUGGCUGUGAACCACAUGCAGGCACAUGCCCUGACUCCACGUCUCGUGGAAGCUCUGAAGAAUGGCGAGAAGGCCUCGGCCUCGGCCUCAGCCUCUGAAACCGAACCGGCAAAGCCCGCUGGGAAGAAACCGAAGAAGAAACCGCAGCAGAAACCCGAGUUCCCCUUCCUAAGCCUGCUCCUCUCGGGCGGCCACACCAUGCUCGUCCUCACCAGAUCCGCCGUCUCCCACUCCAUCCUAGCCGAGGCCAAAGGGACCACUGCCAUCGGUGACAUGCUCGACAAGCUUGCCCGCACUAUCCUCCCCGAGCCCACCAUCAAAGAUUCCAAAAACGUCAUGUACGGCGCCCUCCUCGAGUCCUUCGCCUUCGACCUGCCAGACCCAAGCCCCAGCUCCGACUCCAACUCCGACUCCAACAAUCCCAACUCUAACACUCCCACCUCCAACCCCACCUCCAACCCCCCUCCCGAGUUCACCGAAGCCGAGUACAACUACAUCUACGAACCCCCCGCCAAACGCGCCGACGAAAUCGCCCCCUACAUCUCCCCGACCUACGGCUGGCAGCUCACUCCCCCCCUCCACGAAACCCGCGCAAUGAAAUACAACCUCUCCGGCCUCCACGGCCAAGCCAAAAACAUCAUGCUCCAAAAAUUCAUCGUCGACGUCCCCGAACGCCGCGAACUCGCCCGCGAAACCAUGCGCCUCGCCUUCCACCACGUCGCCAACCGCGUGGUCUUCGCGCUGGACCGCUUCGCCGGCGGACCGCAGAGCCAAAAAAGGCCGCAGACGAAGCGGCCCGAUGUGCCGCGCACGCUGGUGGUGUCGGGCGGGGUGGCGUCGAACCGGUUCUUGAUGCAUGUGGUGGCGAAAGUGUUGGCGUCGCGCGGGUAUGGGCCGGAUGUGGUGAAGGUUGUGCGGCCGCCGCCGCAGUUGUGUACUGAUAAUGCGGCUAUGAUUGCGUGGACGGCGAUGGAGAUGUGGGAGGCUGGGUGGCGGAGCGAGUUGUCGGUGCUGGCGGAGAAGACGUGGUCGAUCGAUAGAGGUGGUGAUGACAGCGAGAGUUGGUCGCUCGAGUUGAGGGAGGAUGAGAAGGAGGGGCGGCAAACCAAGGGGAUGAUGGCGCGGGAAGGUUGGUAUCGAGUUGAUGGGGACCAGCAGAGGAUUGAGGGGGAUAGUUCAAGGGGUUAA